AUGGAAACAAAUGAACCGAAGGAAAAGCGCCUUAAACUUUCCACUCUGGAAUCAAAAUAUGGCACUCAAAAGCUGACGGUUAUAGAUGAUUCAAUUCGAAAACAAGUACUAGAGGAAAUGGAAGCAAUUGAAUUGGAAUCAUCGAAGGAUCCAUUUUUGACGAAUGAAACCUAUCGCUUGUUUGGAGUGUCAUCGUUUUCUACCAAGCACAAGAAUCUAUUGUGUCUGCGCUUUGAUACAUGCUUUCACGGACAUUAUUUUGAAAUCUAUUACAUCUUUGUCAAAUUGCUUAAAAGGGACAAAGUAGUUCCCAAAAUCGUUGCUCACACGCUCCCUUCGUUUCUUCCCUUGGAAGAAUGGGAGAGAGAAUGUCUCUCUAGUGACUUGCAAACAUUCACGCAGUGCGUUUCUCUUCAUCUCAACAGUUUCAUCGCCCGCCGCGAGCAGUGCAAGGCGGUGCAGGCAGCGUAUCCCUCGUUGGAAUUGACCGCUUCGAUGGGAUACACGCACGUUUCGAUCGCUUUCGAGCAUUUUCGCCUUCAACUCGCGUAUUCCGCUGAUUCGCGCCGUCCGCACAGCGUGGAGCAGACGGUGAGCGAGGCUGCGGAGUCGUUUCCGCGUGCUGCUCGCGAGCAGAUCAGUCUUUUAUCACAACACAAGUCGGAUUUCGAACAUCGCGAUUUGUUGGAAGUGUUGUCCGAUUGGAUUUUGUAG
Molecule: messenger RNA, 714 nt
Organism: Blastocystis hominis
Lineage: Eukaryota; Bigyra; Opalinata; Blastocystidae
Exons: 5
Coding region: 1-714 (237 amino acids)
Cellular component (GO): kinetochore; Mis6-Sim4 complex
Source: RefSeq, a predicted model, not a curated record